This is a messenger RNA of Clunio marinus, 258 nucleotides long. Lineage: Eukaryota; Metazoa; Arthropoda; Insecta; Diptera; Chironomidae. The record is from the annotation of a GenBank genome assembly.
AUGCUAAUGGCUCUUGGUGUUAUCAUCAUGAUUUUUGUUUUUCUUUUCAUUCCUUUAGCAGCGACAAUUUGUGAAAUUUCUCUGAAAGCUUUCUCAGCAGCUUUAAUCAACGAGCUAUUGUCGGAGAUGAAUCAAAUUAUUAUCCGCUUAAAUGAAGGUGAAAAUAGUGCAAUACGUCUAUUAUAUAUUCAUAAAAUUUAUACGUUGCCUUAUCGAUGGUUGAGUGAAGAAAAAAGAAUUUCAUUCUAUAAGAGCUGA